CUAUAUGCCCAACCAUGAAGGUUCUAACAGAAAAAUAUGCUUAAUGAGUCCCCUUUGCCAUGCUCCCUCUUUAUAUCUAUGUUUCCUCUACUAACAAACUCACCGCAUCAGCACUUGUAAACAAUUCUCCUAUUGAGCACAUUUAUUGGGCUUAGGCCCAAACUCGGUACCUAAGCUUCUUCUGAUGACUCUCUCCUAAAGAGACUAUGUCCUGACAGUCAAGCUCCAUAUGUUUUGUUUUGGCAUGUAGAAUGCGGUUGUUGGAUUGAACAACAAUGCUGACAUUUCAGAGGGGACUUUGUUUCCCCUGUAGUUGGUUUCCUAAUGUUUCUGUCUGAUUGAAUUUGUUUAUUUCAUAUGUUCUUUACCCUAGCAGGAAACUAUUUGGCAGUUCUAUUUAGUAGUGUCAUCUAUUAUGCUGUUUAGUCGGUUAAUGUAUUUAUUGCGUUUUUGUCACUUUUCUUAUAAUGGGGGAGAUAAUAGUUAAACUUUAUGAAAUUGUUGUAGGGGCCAAAUGGUUGCAGAAGCGCAAACAUGUAUUCUUCGUAAGAUAUAUUAUUGUAGAUCGAUGCAGAUGAUUUGUGAAGAUGAUGUUAGACAAUAUGUAAGUCCGGUACCAAAAUGCAAUAAUCAUUUACUGUAAAGUAGAGACAAAGAGAUUCUUUAAACUCAUCAAAAGUUUUGCCAUACCAACCACUCAAAAAACCAAACGAGAUAACAACCUCUGGAAAGCAAAACAAAAUAUUUACGUAUCAAAAGUUUUGCCAUACCAACCACUCAAAAAACCAAACGAGAUAACAACCUCUGGAAAGCAAAACAAAAUAUUUACGUAAGGCCAGCAACGGUGGCACCGAAACCAGAACCAGUGAGGGAUUUGAGAUGCACCAGACAAGGUGGAGAAUAAACCAACAGCAGGUGCAGAUCCUUCUGAUCUGAGAUCUAUUUAUUGCUCGUGCUGUUGUCCUUAGCAGCUCUAUUAAUUGAAUCACAUCUGGAGGGGAGACUGUCCACAGAUUCAGCUAAAGUUGCUGCUAAGUGAGCCAGCUUGUUACCAUCUCAAGAGAUCCAGUUUCAUGUGCAGCAUCCAAGAAUAAUGGAAGAAAGAUUAAAGAUUGUGAAAGGCAUUGUCUCUUAUUAAUGCCAACAUAAGAAGAGUAUUUGAUGGAGUAUGGACAGACAUACAGAAAAUGACUCAAAUCAUACUGAGAUAAAUGAGAACUGGCAUGGAACUCUUAAAACUCAAAAUAAAUUGAGUCACAAGUUGAGCAGGUACUCAGAUGCAGGACGGAACAAUGAUGUUGAGACUUGUCAUAAAUUGACCAUUGCAAUCUGUCACUUAUUCAUUAAGCCUUAUGAAAGUGCCAAACAUGUGACAACGCAAUUUUGGCUGGUAUUGCCUCCCCAAUUUAACCAGCUGCAUAAUGGAGUGUUCAUGCAACAGUUGUUGCAGUAUCUUGUGACUUUUCACUUCUUGACGUCUACUAGUGAACACAUUGCUAUUGAUACUAUUUUUGGCAUAGAACUUAGUAACAGGAUUUAUUGCCAAGAGAGCAAUGAAGAAAGCUCUAAUACAUAAUAUGUUUAUUCACUUAAAUGCCACAUAUCUCAGGAGGUAAAAAAUCAGCAUGAAGGGCUAAAACAAGGUUUAAAAUCAGAGUUGGAAGAAGCUUUUGCUGCUUUGGGUCAUAAUGUUCUUUUUUCUAAAGAAUCACACAUCAAUGCCCUGCCGAGGGCUAUCUUUUUAAUGAAGAAGAUACCAACAAAGGCAAGAACAAUCUCAUUGAUACUCUCACAGCUGUUUGUGUGCUUGGAGGUGUGGCAUCAGCUGUUGCUGUGGCUUACAAAUUUUACAGAAGGUCGGGCCGAGUUAGACUCUAAUGAUAAGUUAUAGGUUGCUUGGGAUGUACACCCUAAAUUUUGCAGUUUCUUGAAUUCCAUAUAUUUAUUUCGCGCUUGUUAUUAUUAUGUUUUGUAAUGAUUUUGAUACAUAUUA
Molecule: messenger RNA, 1993 nt
Organism: Cicer arietinum (chickpea)
Lineage: Eukaryota; Viridiplantae; Streptophyta; Magnoliopsida; Fabales; Fabaceae
Source: RefSeq, a predicted model, not a curated record